Molecule: messenger RNA, 2125 nt
Organism: Hippocampus comes (tiger tail seahorse)
Lineage: Eukaryota; Metazoa; Chordata; Actinopteri; Syngnathiformes; Syngnathidae
Product: protein Wnt-2b-A-like
Exons: 5
Coding region: 346-1506 (386 amino acids)
Biological process (GO): multicellular organism development; canonical Wnt signaling pathway; cell fate commitment
Cellular component (GO): extracellular region
Molecular function (GO): frizzled binding; cytokine activity
Source: RefSeq, a predicted model, not a curated record
CGCCACUCUGAUAAAGGUCCGAGCAUCAUUUCCGACACAGAGGCGACAGAACGAGUCCACGCUGCAAUUGGGACCGUGGCAAUGAUGAUUGCGUUUCCCUUUGAAAGGAGCCCAAACAAGGAGAGGCGUUAGGGCAGAGAAGUCAAGUGGCCGCACUUGUUACUGUUGCUGCUGCGCUCAGGUGAGGCCGAGGGCGAGCGAGGACGCGCUCCUUUUCCUCCUCUUUUGUGCGCGCCAUGGAGCCGCACGCUGGACAACCACGCGACACCUGAUUUUGCUCCCUAAUCGUCGAAGGCUCGCUCCGGCUUAAUUUGAGUCGAACGUGCUUGGGGGAAGAACUCCACCAUGUUGGCUUUCAACGAGAUUCUAAGCACACGGGCAGCCCGGAGUCAGUGUCACGAAGGGUCCCGGGGAGUCUCAUCCAAAUCACAACAACAUCGCAGAGCCGCUUCCAGCUGUGCGUGUGUUUUGCUGCUGCUGCUGGUCACCCCACGAGUGGAUUCUUCAUGGUGGUACAUAGGUGCACUGGGUGCCCGUGUGAUCUGCGACAACAUCCCAGCCUUGGUGAAUAAGCAGCGGCAACUGUGCCAGCGCCACCCAGACAUCAUGCAGGCCAUCGGCGAGGGUACAAAGGAGUGGAUCCGAGAGUGCCAGCAUCAGUUCAGACACCAUCGCUGGAACUGUAGCACACUGGAACGCGAUCCCACUGUGUUCGGCCGCGUCUUGCUGAGAAGCAGCCGAGAAGCAGCAUUUGUCUAUGCCAUCUCCUCUGCUGGGGUGGUGUAUGCGCUUACUCGUGCCUGCAGCCAAGGUGAUCUUAAGAUGUGCAACUGUGACCCACAAAAACGUGGUCGGGACAAGGAUGAGCGAGGAGAAUUUGACUGGGGGGGAUGUAGUGACCACAUUAACUACGGGAUCAGGUUUGCCAAAGCCUUCAUAGACGCCAAAGAGAGGACGGUCCGUGAUGCACGGGCGCUUAUGAACCUGCACAACAACCGCUGUGGAAGAACUGCAGUGAAGCGUUUCAUGAAGCUGGAGUGCAAGUGUCACGGUGUUAGCGGCUCGUGCGCGCUGCGGACGUGUUGGAUGGCCAUGUCGGACUUCAGAAAGACUGGCGACUACCUGAGGAAGAAAUACAACGGGGCCAUCGAGGUGACCAUGAACCAAGACGGGACGGGAUUCACCGUAGCCAAUAAAGCCUUUCGGCGGGCCACCAAAAAUGACCUUGUCUACUUUGAAAACUCACCCAAUUAUUGUCUGCCGGAUAAAUCAACAGGUUCCAUCGGGACUGCUGGGCGCUUGUGCAAUAAGACAUCACACAGCCCCGAGGGAUGUGAGGUCAUGUGUUGUGGGCGGGGCUACGACACCACCAGAGUUGAACAAUUCACCCAGUGCGAGUGCAAAUUCGAAUGGUGCUGUGCUGUGGAAUGCAAGGUCUGCAAGGAAACUGUGGAUGUACACACAUGCAAGGCACCCAAGCAAGCAGAAUGGUUGGACAAGACCUGAUCACAAAAGCCCACGCUGCCAUCCUGGGAUGGAUCCCUACCCCUUCCCCUUUGCAGGCCAUCCUGCAGAAAAUGACAUUCUGGGAAAGUGUGUCUGAAUGCGCUCUGCAUCUCCGCCACCACCCCCUGUCUGCUUCUCAGUUCGUCAUUGCAUGGCUUAUGUACCUGUUUGUGUCAAAGCGGUAAAAUUCACUGCCGGUCAAUAUAAAUGAACCCCCGUUAGUCUCUGCUUGUGAACCAGUGGGGUCAGAGGAUGAACUGUGACAAAGAACAACCGAGGGAUUCAGAUGGAUAUGUAUCAACGUUUCAGUCCUUCGAAACUUUGUUCUAGUAACCGGUUGUGGGUUUAAAAUGGUUUGCUGCUUCUAGAAUGCUUUAACAUUCUUAUAUGAACUGUGCCCUCAAACCAGUAUUAUUACAAAAACGUCAUAUACUCACAUAUUUUCCAUUGUUUUUAUGGAUUUUUUUUUUUAACCCCAGCAACUGUUUUUGUCACACUGUGUGCACUUUGACCAGUGGAUAUAGAAGCUAAAGAAAUCUUUGGCAAUAGACUCAAGGAGAACAUGGAGAUGGCGCUUUUUUUCAAUAAAUGGACAAUAAAUUGAGUCAUUGGAAUGUUG